UCUCUGAAUCUCAUUCUUAACAAGGACGUCUCUUACUAAGAGAAACCCAUGAAAACAACUAGUAUGAGCUUCUAAUGCUUUCCUAGUUUCCUGUUCUUCCUCUCUUUGAAUUAUUUUUGUUAAGAAGAUCAUCGUUAUAUAUGGCUGUUGAGUUAAUAGGAGGAGCUGUGGUGGGUGCAGCAGUAUCAGAACUUCUGAAAGUAGUUCUACAGGCUAAAGAUAGAGUUACAAAUUUCAAGUCAUGCUUCAAACAACUCGAGUCCACACUGGAAACUGUAAUGGUUAAAGUCCAACAGAUACAAAAGGCAGAUGAAGAAAGAGGAUCAGACAGUAAAAGACCCGAAGUAGAAGCAUUGGUAUCGAAGCUAACGGACGGAAGAAUUCUUGUCAAGAGGUGUUUAAAAGUUCAAUCUUGGAAUUGGUACUUGAGGAAUAAGUACUCGCUUGAAAUACUUGAACUGGACGCAUACCUAGUUAAGAUUUUUCAAGUGCACGUAGCCGCAGCUAUUUGGUCUGAUGUUGGACAAAUUUUAGCUGAUAUACAACACAUGAAACACAAUUUAGCUUUGAUGAGAGAAGCAAACGGAAACCUGGAAUGGAAUCAGAAGUUAGAUCGGUAUGAUGAACGAAGACUAAGCAGUGGAGGUUUGAUUGGUGUUACUGAAGAACUGGACCAUAAAAUAUAUCAAUUCGGAAAAGAUGUAAGUAGUAAUAGUACAGGUAAGUCAAGGAAUUUGGUUGGAAGUGAAGCCUUAUAUCCCGCACCUCAUGGAUCUGGAAAGUCAACUUGGGCAAACUAUAAUGUCGUGGAUUUGCUUAAGGUUGAUGCUGAUGCUGGCUUACUUGGGGAAGGAAACUUUGGGGCUGUCUACAAGGCUUCUAUGGGAACGACCAACAGUGUUGUAAUCAAGAGGUUAAAGCCAGUCGACAUAGAUAUCAUCGAGUUUGAAGAGCACAUGGAAUUUAUCGGGAGCAUUAGGCACGAAAAUGUAGCUGAUCUUCGAGCAUAUUACUGUUCUAAGGCGGAGAAGCUUCUUGUGUAUGAUUACUACAGUGAGGGCAGUCUUGCCGAAAUGUUGCAUGGACAAUCUGGGCCUUGUUUAACCUUCGAAACUCGUCUCCGUAUUGCAAUCGGUGCGGCAAAAGGCAUUGCUUAUUUACACACUCUGAAGGAUGGAACCUUUUUUCACGGGAACGUAAGAUCCUCAAAUGUUUUCGUCAACACGCAAAACUGCGGAUGCAUUUCCGACAUUGGCCUAGUUAAACUGAUCAAUCUAGAACCUAAAGCUGUCAAGGCAACUGGCUAUCAAUCCCCUGACAUAACAAGCCCCAAAGAAUUCUGCCAACAAUCUGAUAUCUACAGCUUCGGAGUUGUUCUGCUCGAACUCAUCACUGGGAAAUCUCCUGCUCUUGAUAAAUGGGGUGAUGAUACCCAAGCUGUUGAUUUGGUUCAGUGGGUUCAUACUCUGUUUCCUGAUAGCGUCAGCAGAUGUAAAUUAUAUGCUUUAGAUUUACUGAAGGCAUAUAAUGACAUAAAAGACGAAUUGUUAGUAAUGCUAAAUAUAGCAAUGAUAUGUGUUUUCGAAAUUCCAGAUCACAGACCAAAAAUAAGUGAUGUAGUGAUACUCUUGGAAGAAAUUCAAAGAGUAACCGUGGUUGACGUUUACCAGGAAUCGUACAAGCAAUUUGAUGGUUUCAAAGAACGAAGACCGACUAGUGGACAUUUGAUUGGUCUUACUAAGGAGACAAAGCAGAGAGUAGAUCAGUAUGAAAGACAAUUCAAGGAUGAUAUAAGUGAAGCUAAAUAUUGUGCGCCAAAAGGAAGUGGAAAGACAACUUUGGCAAACUGUAAUAUAAUCGAUUUGCUAAGGAUGGAUGCUGAUGCUGGCUUGCUUGGGGAAGGAAAUUUUGGGACUGUCUACAAGGCUUCUGCGGGAUCGACUAAUGGUGUUGUAAUCAAGAGGUUGAAGCGAGUCGACAUAGGAAUCAGGGAAUUUGAAAAGCACAUGGAAUUUGUUGGGAGCAUACGGCACCAAAAUGUAGCUGAUCUUCGGGCAUAUUACUAUUCGGAGGGAGGAAAGUUUCUCGUGUACGAUUACUACACUGAGGGUAGUGUUGCUAAGAUGAUGCAGGGAAAAACAGGAGCAGAACCCAUAUCUGGAAGUCCUAAAUGCCAUUUAGCAUGGGAGACUCGACUAAGGAUUGCAAUUGGGGCAGCAAAAGGCAUUGCUGUUUUACACACUCUAAACAGCGGAACGUUUUCACACGGGAACAUAAGAUCAUCAAAUAUUUUCGUCAACACCAAAAAUUACGGAUGCAUUUCUGACAUAGGCCUAAUUCCACUAAUCAAUCUACAGUCUCAAAUUGUUCUCAAGGAAGCUGGUUAUCAAGCCCCAGAAAUAACAGACCCGGAAUAUAACAACCAAUUAUCUGAUAUCUACAGCUAUGGAGUUCUACUUCUUGAACUCAUAACCGGGAAAUCCCCUGCUCUUAACAAAUGGGGUGAUGAUGCUGAGGCUGUUGAUUUGGUUCAAUGGGUUAUUUAUGAAAUUCGAUCGAAAUGCGCUUGUAUAUAUGUAAUGGAUUACGAUUCACGGUCAUCUGAACCCUCACAAAUCAACUCAAUGAAGGGGGUGUUGCAGAUUGCAAUGAACUGUGUUCUGGCAACUCCAAGUCAAAGGCCAGACUUGAAUUAUGUGGUGAAAUUGCUUCAGGAUAUUCUUGUAGAUCACAUGAAACAGAAAUCUGAACAUAAAUCAGAAUCAGAGUUUGUAAGCGAGAGUGGAGGUUUGGCCAUUCGUGUUACUGAAGAACCGAAGCAGAUUGAAAAAGGAGUAAGCAGCAGAAAUUUAAGUACAUGUAGAUUAGGAGAUUUGGGUGAACCAGAUAUAUCUGGUUCUUCAUGUGAGUUUCUUCCAUUAUUACCGUUAGGUUGUAUACUAUUUCCUGAUACCACUAUUGAAGUUGCUGUUGAACUGGAAAAGCCGAAGAUGUAUCUGCCAUUUAAGGAUGAUACCAGUAACGCAGAGUAUCAAGCACCAAAUGGAUGUGGAAAAACAACUUUGGAAAACUAUAAUAUAGAGGAUUUGCUAAGGGUUAAUUCUGCCUUAAUUGGGGAAGGAAAUUUUGGGGAGGUCUACAAUGCCUUUGGUGGGACGACUAACAGUGUUGUGAUCAAGAGGUUGAAGCGAGUCGAUAUUGAAAUCAGUGAAUUUGAAAAACACAUGGAAUUUAUUGGGAGCAUUAGGCAUGAAAAUAUAGUUGAUCUUCGAGCCUAUUACUAUUCUGAGGCGGAAAAGUUUCUCAUGUACGACUACUAUGCUGAUGGUAGUGUUGCUAAAAUGAUGCAAGGAAAACAAGGAGCAAAACCCAUAUGGGGAAGUCCUAAAUGUCAUUUAGCUUGGGAAAGUCGACUCAGGAUUGCGAUUGGCGCAGCAAAAGGCAUUGCUUUCUUACACACACUAAACAGCGGAACUUUUUCACAUGGGAACAUUAGAUCAUCAAAUAUUUUCCUCAACACCCAAAACUACGGAUGCAUUUCUGACAUUGGGCUAAUUGCUUUGAUCAAUUUAAACUGUAAAAGUGUUCUCAAGGAAACUGGUUAUCAAGCCCCAGAAAUUACAGACCCUAAAAACUCCAACCAACUGUCUGAUAUCUACAGCUAUGGAGUAUUUCUCCUUGAACUCAUAACUGGAAAAUCCCCCGCCCUUGACAAAUGGGGCGAUGAUGAUGAGGCUGGUGAUUUAGUUCAAUGGGUUAUUUAUGCUAUCCGAAGCAGUGGCUCUAGCAUAUCUGUAAUGGAUACUGAUUCGCGGGCGUCAGAACCCUCACAAGUCAACUCUCUGAAGGCGGUGUUGAAGAUAGCACUAAACUGUGUUCUGGAAACUCCAGAUCAGAGGCCAACACUGAUUUAUGUGGUGAAAUUGCUCAAGGGUAUUCUUAUAGACUACAUGAAGCAAAAGGCUGAUCAUAUAUGGGAGUUUUCCUAUCAGAAAAGAGGCCCGGUGAUUGGUGUUAGUGAAGAAUCGAAGCAGAUUACAAAAGGAGUAAGUGGUAAUAGCAAUACAUUUAGAUUAGGAGAUUUGGGUAGACGCCAAAAAUCUGAGUUUUCCUGUGAUCAGUUUCCUCCAUUAUUAUCAACACAUAGCAUUGUGUUUCCUGAUACUACUACUAAAGUUUCCGUUGAACUGGAAAUUCCAAAGAUAAAUCUGCCCUUCCAGGAUGAUACUAGUGUUGCAGAUUAUCGAGCACCAAAUGGCUGUGGAAAGACAACUUUGGCAAACUAUACUAUAUCUGAUUUACUGAGUGUUGAUGCUGAUGCUGGUUUAAUCGGGGAAGGAAAUUUUGGGUCUGUGAGCAAGGUUUUGGUUGGAACAACUAGUAGUGCUGCAGUCAAGAGGUUGAAGCCAGUUGACAUGGGAAUCAGGGAGUUCGAAAAGCACAUGGAAUUGGUUGGGAGCAUUAGACACGAAAAUGUAGUUGAUCUUCGGGCAUAUUACUAUUCUGACACAGAGAAGCUUCUCGUGUAUGAUUACUACGCUGAGGGUAGUGUUGCUAAGAUGAUGCAAGGAAAACCAGGAGCAAAACCCAUAUGGGGAAGUCCUAAAUGUCAUUUAGCUUGGGACACACGACUAAGGAUUGUGAUUGGCGCAGCGAAGGGCAUUGCUCAUUUACACACACUAAACAACGGAACUUUCUCCCAUGGUAACAUAAGAUCUUCAAAUAUUUUUGUCAACGCCCGAAACUACGGGUGCAUCGCUGACGUUGGUCUCAUUACACUGAUCAAUCUAAGGCCUCAAACUGUCCUCAAGGCGGCUGGUUACCAAGCCCCAGAAAUAACCGACCCCAAAAUGUCUGACCAGCUAUCUGAUAUCUAUAGCUAUGGAGUUCUUCUCCUUGAACUCAUAACUGGAAAAUCCCCUGCCCUUGACAAAUUGGGUGAUAAUGCUAAGGCUGUUGGUUUGGUUCAAUGGGUUAUUUCUGAGAUUCAUAGCAAAGGGUCCAGUAUAUAUGUAAUGGACCACGAUUCACGGUCGUUAGAACCUUCACAAAUCAACUCAAUGAGGGCAGUGUUGGAUGUAGCAAUGAAAUGUGUAUUGGUAACUCCAGAUAAGAGGCACACACUGACUUGUGUGGUGAAAUUACUUGGGGAUAUUUUGACAGACUACAUGAAAGAAAAGGCUGAACAUAAAAUAAAUGUUUAAAAUCUCAACAUCCCUUUAAUCUGGAUGUAUCAGAUUAUAUCCAUACCUGCACUCCCCACAUUGGGGUUGUCAGCUGCUGCAUUUGCUGUUUUAUAUUCAUUUUAUAUUUUUUUUAUUAUUAAUGUUUUUUGUUCUUUUGCCAA
Molecule: messenger RNA, 5347 nt
Organism: Papaver somniferum (opium poppy)
Lineage: Eukaryota; Viridiplantae; Streptophyta; Magnoliopsida; Ranunculales; Papaveraceae
Exons: 6
Coding region: 141-5204 (1687 amino acids)
Biological process (GO): protein phosphorylation
Molecular function (GO): ATP binding; protein kinase activity
Source: RefSeq, a predicted model, not a curated record